CCGCUGGCAGGAGCCGGACACACAUCUGGUCAGAGGAUUUCCAGCUUUCUGAGCUCAGAGCGCUGAAUUACAUUCACUCAAUCUCGUCAUCUCGAGAAGCGGAGCGCAGGAUGCUGUGUGUGCGAGAUUCAGGCGACUGCUUCCGGGACCAGAUGCGCUACAUGAUGCGCUCCCUGCAGGACCUGAAGCAGAUACGGGAGCCCAUUGAGCCCCCGAAACGCUCCUACGCAGUGACCCGAGCCUGCCACCGCAGAGAGAAGCAGCGAGAGCACCUGAGCCGCCUGCAGAUUUCCCAGUCCAGCGACGGCAGCACCUACGACUCAGCCUGCUGUCUGGCCAGUCCACUGGAGGAAGAAGAGGACGAAGAAGACGGCAUUGGCCGUCUGCCCCGUGGCUCCCCCUGCAGCGAGAAAAGUCUGGACUUUGAUUCGGGAUAUUCUGAAGCAUCGUGGCAGGAUGAGGGCGUGGUGCUGAGGAGGACUAGAAAUGUCAGAGUAUCGUCUUCAGCCUGCGUCCGCACCAACCGCGUCCGGCCCAAAUCCACCUCGGACGCUUGCCUGGAGCGCUGGACAUCUUUUGAAGCCAGCGAGCCAGAAGACUGGACCACAUCUCUGCUAACCAGAGGGCGCAACAGACAACCACUGGUGCUGGGGGACAACAGCUUUGCGGACCUCAUAAAAAACUGGAUGGACCUUCCGGAGUGUCCCGACUCUGCUGAGUUAAAGCCCAACCCGAGUCGCAAACUAGCCAAAGACUUCCUGGUCAAUAUGAGGCGGAAAUUAGCCGGCAGGUCAAAGGGAAUGGAAGGACGAGGGAAGUCUGCGGAGACAUGCGCGAAACGGUUGUCGUGUCCUGUAGGGUUUCAGACCCCGAAGCCCUUCUUCCACCAAUCACACACCGGUCUGCACCAGCUGGACACGGACUUUUACCAGUUCAGUGCCCUCAUGAAGACCGGCAGUCGACAGCCCAUAAUAUGCAAUGACAUCAUUGGGUACAUCUGAGCCAUUGCCAUAGUGCCAAUGGUAGUGGACUUAAAGACUAGAUAAUUCACAGAAUUAUUUUUAUAGUAUUAAGCUUAUGUGUAAAUAAGGCGAACAGUGAAAUAAAAGCUUUUGGAAACGUUUACAAA
Molecule: messenger RNA, 1129 nt
Organism: Pygocentrus nattereri (red-bellied piranha)
Lineage: Eukaryota; Metazoa; Chordata; Actinopteri; Characiformes; Serrasalmidae
Gene: inka1b
Product: inka box actin regulator 1b
Exons: 3
Coding region: 111-1001 (296 amino acids)
Cellular component (GO): nucleus
Molecular function (GO): protein kinase binding; protein serine/threonine kinase inhibitor activity
Source: RefSeq, a predicted model, not a curated record